UUAUUCGCGUUGGGGCUCUGCCAAGAGGAUGAGGUGAAGCUUUAUGAAAGUGCUGAUGCUCAGGCGGACUCAACCCUGCCAACACGUGACGGUGACCUAACUUGUCGCCCGACUGGACAUGAACAUCACACGUCGGACCACAAAGGACCUGUACAAGCUCCACCUUUCUUUAUGACGGACACUAAUCAGCUCAGUUCCUCGCUAUCUGAUCAGCCAGAGGCCCAAGGAGUUAAAACACUCGUUGGAGAAAACACCACUGAUAGCCAACAGCUGGCUACUUCCAACGGUAGUGUGCCUAAAGAGCAAUCCGGAUCUAUCGCCCAAGCUACCCCAGCCUUGACAAGCGAUCACCAUCCAUCCGAUGCAUGGGAGCAAGACACGACCACUUCACCUCGCCUGCAAGUUGUCGACGAAAAGCAGGAGUUCACGAAUGAUUUACCAGAGUAUAUGGAGAAAUGGGGUCUAGCACAUGCAGGCUUCGACUACAAUUGUGUUGCAGUGUUUGGAUCUCAAAGCACAGGAAAGAGUACUCUUCUCAACCGCCUGUUCGGUACUACAUUCGACGUUAUGGAUGAAACCCAGCGAAGACAAACAACAAAGGGUAUUUGGAUGUCUCGUGGUCGUGGCAUGCGUGUACUAGUAAUGGAUGUUGAAGGAACCGAUGGCCGCGAACGUGGUGAAGACCAAGAUUUCGAAAGAAAAUCAGCCCUGUUCUCCAUGGCUACCAGCGAAGUCAUUAUUCUCAAUCUGUGGGAACAUCAAGUCGGAUUGUAUCAAGGCGCCAAUAUGGGUCUAUUGAAGACUGUCUUUGAAGUCAACUUGCAGCUUUUCCAAAGUCAGCGAGGAAAGGAAAAGACUCUUCUGUUCUUUGUCAUCCGAGAUCAUGUAGGCUCUACUCCCCUAGCCAACUUGUCAAACACUUUACAAGCUGAUUUGGAAAAGAUUUGGGCAGGCUUGUCCAAGCCGGAAGGUUUGGAGAACUGCAAGAUUCAGGAUUACUUUGAUUUUAUGUACACUGGACUGCCCCACAAAGUCCUUCUUCCCGAGAAAUUCGACACUGAAGUCGAUAAUCUUCGCUCAAGAUUCACCAACCCUUCGGACCCCAAUUUUGUUUUCCAUCCUAAUUACCACAAGCGUAUUCCAGCUGAUGGUUUCCACGUCUAUGCCUCUGGCAUUUGGGAGCAGAUCAUGAGCAACAAGGACUUGGAUCUUCCCACACAGCAAGAACUCUUGGCUCAGUAUCGAUGUGAUGAGAUUGCCAAUACUGCAUCUGAAGUAUUUUUGGAAGCCAUAUCUGCCCUCAAAGCACCAGUUUUGGAAAAGGGACAAAUUGUCUCCGACUUGGGUUCACAGAUGUCAGACGCUAGACAGCAAGCUCUCAAGUCUUUUGAUAAAGAUGCAUCCAGAUACCAUGCUGGAGUGUAUGAGAAGAAGCGACUUGAAAUGUUGAAGAAGCUGAAUGCACAACUGAGCGUAUAUUUUGUUGGACAACUUCGAAAUUUGCACAAGCAAGCGGUUUUGAAAUUCCAAGAUCAUAUCAAGAAUGAACUCAAGAAGCCUUCUUACAAUUUCGCAACUGUCGUUGAAAACGCUACCGCCACUUCUGAGAAAUAUUUCAAAGACAAUGCCGAAGAAAUCGUGUUACAAGACACCGAUUGGUCUUACGAAUCGGAAUUCGUUCAACUGAAGGAAGACUUCUCUGAGCUCUCCGGCAAGGCUCGGUCAGAUGAGAUUAGGAAGAUGACAAAGGCUUUGGAGAAGCAAGUGGAGAAUGAAUUAGCCGAGCCUGUCUCUAUGGCUUUGAAUAAUCCAUCUGCAGAUAUGUGGCACAAGAUAUUAUCUACGUAUCGAACGGCGAAGGAGAAUGGUCAAGAUACUUUGAUCAAGAAAGCAAAGAGCUUUAACUCGUCUGACGAUGAAUUGGAAGAGUCUGUUAAUAACCUUGUUCUCCAAUCAUGGUUACUGCUUCGACGGAAGAUUGAUGAAGAGCUUGCCGACAGCAUGCUAUUGCUCAAGCUGCGAUCUAAAUUCGAGGAGAAGUUUCGAUAUGAUGAUCAAGGACUUCCAAAGGUGUGGAAGCCCGAAGAUGAUAUCGAUGCAUACUUCAAGAAGGCCAGAGAUGAUACUCUUGCUUUGAUACCUCUUUUUGCAAAGAUUGAUACAUCACAAGAUGAUGAUUUGACAGUAGAAUCCACAGAAGAUUUUGAUUACCAGAGAUCCCUCACUGUCUUGGGCGAAUCCAAACAACUCGAUAUCACAAACAGAUUCAAACGCGAAUCCGAUGCCUUCUACCUUGAAGCUAAGCGAUCUAUUGUGGCCACUACUGCCAAAAUUCCAAUGUGGCUUAUUGUCCUCCUCAUUGUCCUUGGAUGGAACGAGUUCAUGGCUAUCCUCACCAGCCCUAUCUACCUUAUCAUGUUUGUAUUCCUCAUAACAACCGGAUACAUCGUCUACGCUCUCAACCUUUGGGGACCCUUAGAGCGGGUUCUCUCCGCUAUUGCAGGUGAAGCCACCAAAAUCAUCCGUGAAAAAGUCGAACAUGGCGUCGAACGAGCAAGAGAUCAAGGUAUCGAGCUCAACGCCAUGAAGUCUUUUACUGGCUCAUCAAGUCAUGAUUCUAAUCAACGAGAUAAGGCGGAUUAGAGAGCUAUUAUAAUUAAUUGUAUUGAUGGGUAGCUCAAAUAUCACUAUUGUAAUAGGUGUGGUGUAGAAAUCUAUAUACAUAGCAAAGAUAUAAACUUUAUCUUGCUACUUCUCCACAAUGAGGAUUGCUUGUAUGUGAGACCAAGAGCAGUUCAUCUCUUGGUAUAGGAAUGUUGGUUCAAGUUUCUGUUUCAUUGUCAGUCGCCUC
This is a messenger RNA of Umbelopsis ramanniana AG, 2851 nucleotides long. RefSeq lists its product as uncharacterized. Gene Ontology annotation, biological process: endoplasmic reticulum membrane fusion. The transcript has 10 exons. Lineage: Eukaryota; Fungi; Mucoromycota; Umbelopsidomycetes; Umbelopsidales; Umbelopsidaceae. Gene Ontology annotation, molecular function: GTPase activity; GTP binding. Gene Ontology annotation, cellular component: endoplasmic reticulum. Bases 172 to 2643 code for a protein of 823 amino acids. The record is from RefSeq and is a predicted model, not a curated record.